This is a messenger RNA of Mugil cephalus (flathead mullet), 1806 nucleotides long. It is a transcript of the gene smyd1a, whose product is annotated as SET and MYND domain containing 1a. NCBI's taxonomy places the organism in Eukaryota, Metazoa, Chordata, Actinopteri, Mugiliformes, Mugilidae. The record is from RefSeq and is a predicted model, not a curated record. Gene Ontology annotation, cellular component: nucleus. Gene Ontology annotation, molecular function: protein binding.
GGCUGUAGGAGGGGACAGGCAGAGGAGAAAGGGGCAAGUACUUACAAAUACUAUUGAGAACUUCAUGAGAACUCUCCACUCCCUCUGCCCGUCCCACCUUUAUCCACCUUCUUCCUUUCUGUGUCCUUUGUGUUUUGUUUGACCACUGCAAUGACACUUGGGAACAUGGAAAGUGCUGAGCUAUUUGAUGCUGGAGAGAAAGGUAGAGCCCUGAGGGCCACCAAAGAGCUCACCACCGGGGAAGUGGUCUUUGCUGAGCCCAGUUUUUCCGCUGUGGUCUUCGACAGUUUGGCCAACCAGGUGUGCCACAGCUGUUUCCGGCGCCAGGCCAAUCUCCAUCGUUGUGCUCAGUGUAAGUUUGCCCACUACUGUGACCGUACCUGCCAGACUGCAUGCUGGGAUGAACACAAGCAAGAGUGUGGAGCCAUCAAGAAGACUGGCAAGGCACCAAGUGAGAGUAUCCGCUUGGCAGCUCGUGUGUUGUGGCGUAUACACAAGGACACAGGCUUCGCAUCAGACAGCCAGCUGGUCUCUGUGGACCAGCUGCAGGACCAUGUGGCUGACCUGCCUGAAGAAGAACUCACAGAGCUCAAGAGUAAUGUGGACAGCUUCAUGGAAUACUGGUCUUACGGAAAGAAGCAACACUCCACUGACUAUAUCUUACACAUCUUUGGCACUAUCAAAUGUAAUGGAUUUACGCUGAGUGACCAGAGAGGUCUGCAGGCUGUAGGUGUGGGACUUUUCCCCAAUCUGUGUCUUGUCAACCAUGACUGCUGGCCCAACUGCACUGCCAUCCUCAACCAUGGAAACCAGUCAGCUGUAAACUCUGCUCUCCAUUCUCAAAGGAGAAUUGAGCUGAGGGCUCUGGGGAAAAUCGCUGAAGGUGAGGAGCUAACCAUCAGUUAUGUGGACUACCUCAAUGUUUCUGCUGACCGCAAAAAGAAGCUGAAAGAGCAAUUCCACUUUGAGUGCUCCUGCAAACACUGCAGCCAGCACAUCAAUGAUGACCUCAUGACAGCUAUCAGUGAGGGAAGCAAACCCUCUGCUGAUAAGGUAAAAGCAGUGACUGAUUUCAGCAAAGAGAGUCUGGAGAAGAUUGAGAUGUCCCGUAUUGAUGGGAGUUUCCACGAGGUGUUGAAGUUGUGCCGUGAGUGCCUGGAGAAGCAGGAAAAUGUCCUGGCUGACACUCACCUGUAUAAGCUGCGUGUGCUCAGUGUUAUUAGUGAGGUCUUGUCAUACAUGCAAUGCUUCUCUGAGGCUGCUGUCUACGCCCGCAGGAUGGUGGAGGCAUACACGAAGUUAUACCACCCCAGUAAUGCCCUACUAGGAAUGGCCAUCAUGAGGGCAGGUGUCACCCACUGGCAUGCUGGGCAGAUUGAAGUUGGGCAUGGAUUCAUCUGCAAAGCUUAUGGCAUUCUCAUGGUCACCCAUGGACCCAACCACUCCAUUACCAGAGACCUAGAGUUCAUGCGUAUGCAGACUGAAAUGGAACUGAAGCUGUUGAAGAUGAAAGUGUACCACACCAUGAGGAGCAGUGUUCUGAUGCACCAGUCCAUGGCCAUCUCUGCUGAUGAAAACACCAAAGGCCUAUUCUGCAAGCAGUAAUAACCUUCACUACUGAUGCUUCUUUAAGUGACACACCCUGCUAAUUCCAUGAUGCGUGUCCACUUUCUGUUUUAUGAUACACACUCUGCAUAUGCAGAUGGAACACAUGUACAUGUUGCUCAGUAUGUAAGAUAAAAUGGAAGACACAACUUGUGUUAUGUGUUUGCUUACACCCUAAUAUCAAUAAAAAUGAAACCUUGA